GCACUGCAGUUGAGGAGACUUUGCAUUGUUAGUUUCAGUCUGCUUUUCUUUACAAGACAGUUUCCUUCUUCCAGUAACCCUUAAAAUUGCGAAGUUCUGUUCCUGCUCAAAGAGCAUUAUGUAGCAUUUGAGGUUUAUAUAAACAACUCCUCAAACGGAACAACACAAGUCAUUCAUGAGGAAUGAGGAGGAGUGAGAGAACGAGAAAGGGAGAAGCAAGCAGAAGAGGAAAAAUCUGAGGCAGAGUAAAGUUCGGUCGUUCAUUUCUGCUGAUCAUUGCUGGAUUUUAAAGGCUCUACCAUGGACUUAAGUCUAGUCCUGGUAAGCUUUGUGUUUUUCUUCAGGCUGUGUGGAAAAUGUAGAGGAUCUGAAGAGGAGAACUGUACUGACCACAAACUCCAGUUUGAGAGGGUUUUCUCUGUUCCUGGAGAUGUGGCUAUGCUGAGAAGCACACUGGUCUCCUCAGACGUCUUUGACUUCAAAACUGUCCCGUACAGCAUCACGUGGUACAACUCAGUGUCGGGCCAAGAAAUCAGCAGUCAGGCUGGUCACAUCAUGGUGCACGAGGACACCCUGUGGUUUCUAAAAGUAACCAUGAAUGACAGUGGGGAUUAUGUGACCAUACUGAGGACUCCUUCCCACUGCUAUAGACAGGCCUGCCGACUGGUGGUGGAGGAAAGACUUCCAGGAGAAUGUGGAAUGCCAAGGAAAGCUUUUCAGCCACUUACAAAAGGAGUCACUGACAACCUGAGCUGCCCUCUGAGGAACGAAAUGAAUAAGCUGAACAGCUACAACAUCUCUUCCUCCAUCAAGUGGUACAGAGGUUGUGACCCCAUAGAGGACGGAACAGGCGGCUUUGACUAUUGGGGCACCAGACUGAAAAUUAUCAGUGUGGAGCUUCAACACAAAGGCACCUAUACCUGUACUCUGACAUUCACUCUGGGUGGAAUCAAAGGGUCUGUAUCAGAGUCUAUUAAAGCAGAGGUCAAAGAGAGUUACUCUUUGGUUCCACAAGUGCAUGAACCCUCCAAUGAUAUAAUCAAAGCACAGAGAGGGUACAACUUCAGUAAAAGGUGCCUGGUGUUUGUGCCGGGUGUCGGGAAGCCUUCUGCUUAUCUUUAUUGGUUGGACAAAGAUGGAUUCUUUGAUACAAACACCUCUCACCGUGUCCACAUGUUAGAACAGCGUUUGCUGCCCCAAGAUGGCUCCAGUAAAGGUGCGUGGUUAGAGACCUGGCUGAUAUUUUCUGAGCUGAAGGAGGAGGACUUCUACAUAAACUACACCUGCCGUGCGUACAGUGACAGGGGCUUUCCUGAAGGAUAUUUCAGUCUGCAACCAGCAGAUUCAAACAUCAUCGUUGUGAUUGGAUCUGUACUCGGUGGUGUGAUGGUUGUCCUUAUUAUCACUUUCAUUGUCUACUAUAUUUCUAAGAUCAAUGGUGUGCUGUGACUCAGACUAGCAUUCCCAGUCCUCUUUAUCAAACACAGGGUUACCAGGGUGUCCAAAGGCUGCCAGAUUGAGUUGAGGGUAAUUGUUGACGCAAUAACAGAAGAAGACGAGAUGCGGGAGUUAAAAUGUGUCACUCAGAACAAAGGAGGAAGACGAGAAGUGUUAAGUUAUAUUUUUUGUCUUUUGUUUGUUGAGACCACCUCAACAAACCAAAGACAGGACAACCAAACCUUGAUAUGUAAAAACACUAAUCUACCUUUGCGUCUCUGUCUACAGACUCCACCUUUACAUGGGCGGUUGUGGCUGCAGGGGCUGUGACCUCAUUCCUCACAGUGGUCUCUGUGUUUUUCUACGUCCUCUUCAAACCUAGAAGGAAAAAGAACAUGGAUUACUUUCUGGCUCAGCAGAGCAGCACCUUCUAGCUCUGACGCUGUGCACGCUCCCUCAUCAGAGACCUCCUUUUAAACGUUACAUUUUACAUCAAAUUGUUUUUGUUAUGCAUUAUUUCCGUGUGAUAUCCAGGAGCAGCACCACGUCUUUUUUAGAGUUGCCUGUAAAAUCCACUGCUAAAGGCUGCUAAUCAGCAAAUGAAUAACUUUAUGUUUGUUAUUGAUGUUAUAGUUUGCAGUGGGGAUUUACUGGAAUGAAUGAAACACUGACAUCACUGAUGUUUUGACACAUUUGGAUAAUGAUAUGUCAAGACAAUGAAUGGAAGUUUAACUAUUUCCCACCAAAACUGUAUUAAUGUGCUUAUUUUGAAAACAAACCUGAAGAUGAUACAUGCUGUGUUCCAGCAGAUUUCUGUCAAUUUAGCUCAAAUAAGGUCAGCGUUCUCAAAAAUGUUUGAGGCACUUGCUUUUGUGCUUAUACUGGACAUCCGUCUCUCUCUGUAAGAACCAGCAGUAGUCAGCUGUCAUGCUCGGUUUAAAUUUUACCUGAUGUCAGUUUUCCAUUACAAUGUCACAAUUACUCAUGUCGCUCAAAUUUCGUGGAAAAAAGUCAAGAUGAGACUGUAAAAAGUGUAUCUUCAGUGACAUUGUGACGCUCAUUAGUCGAUAUGCUUUCAACAUCUUAUCCACAAGAUCAAAAGGCUCCUCUGCUCCGUGGCUGCCUGCACGAAUGCUUCCCACGUGCCGUGAUUAAGUUGGCUUCAAUUUCCUUUUGCACUCAGUGUCAAGCAUCAGGUCCCAGAUUUCAGGACGAUCAAAAACACCUUCAUUUUGACUUGACUUUUUUCCAGACUAAACUUCUUUCUUAAAUGCUGAAACUCUGAUUCUGUCCAGUCAUCUUCAUUGUCCAAUACUUGGAACAUCGUCACAAAAAAUUGUGAAGUGUUGUAUAAAAAUGGGGUUCACAUUUGGAGUCAACAAGUCAUAUUUGUUAAAUAAAUUCCAGUAGCAAAAUGCUCCCUGAUGUACUCUGUGAAA
Oreochromis niloticus (Nile tilapia) is the source of this 2876-nucleotide messenger RNA. RefSeq names its product interleukin-1 receptor type 2. Gene Ontology annotation, molecular function: interleukin-1 receptor activity. Bases 301 to 1449 code for a protein of 382 amino acids. The transcript has 10 exons. Lineage: Eukaryota; Metazoa; Chordata; Actinopteri; Cichliformes; Cichlidae. The record is from RefSeq and is a predicted model, not a curated record.